UGUGAUUCUUUCCUGAACAGGUUGCUGGUCUUCUCAAUAUCGAUUCAGAGUCGCUUUCUGAUAGUUAUUGUUCAGGUCCAAGUCCUUCUAUGGCCAAAGCUGAUAUUAAGACUAAAGUGCACAAACUUAUUCAUGAUUUGGUGUUGCAUAUUCAUGAGCAUGAACCAGACAUUGAAAAGAGCAUUUUGAUUUUUCUUCCAACAUACAAUGCACUGGAGCAGCAAUGGUUCCUUCUGAAGCCAUUUAGUUCAUCUUUUAAAGUUCACAUUUUACAUAGCAGCAUUGACACUGAACAAGCUCUCAUGACUAUGAAGAUUUGGAAAUCCCAUCGUAAAGUGAUACUGGCCACAAAUAUUGCAGAGUCGUCAGUAACAAUACCCAAGGUGGCCUAUGUUAUUGAUUCAUGCCGAUCUUUACAAGUUUUUUGGAACAGUUAUCAGAAAAAGGAAUCUGCAAAGCUUGUUUGGGUUUCUAAGUCUCAGGCCGAUCAGCGUAGAGGGAGAACUGGUCGAACUUGUGAUGGCCAGAUUUAUCGGUUGGUUACUAGACCAUUUUUCAUCCAGUUUGACGAAUACGAGGGUCCCUCUGUACUGAGGUUAUCAUUGCGGCUGCAAGUGCUUCAGAUCUGCUGUGCUGAAUCUAAGGCCAUUAAUGAUCCCAAAGGAAAAAAGAAGAAGAUUUCUUUAGUCUUUGUAUUGAUAUGCCAAACAAGGGAUUCCAUCUAGUUUUUGGAUGGAUGAUGUAACAGAGUAAUUGAGAAAGACAAGGAACACACGUUUUGUGGCUAAUUAGGCAAGACAAAGGAAACCUGACCAACAUUCUAUAUCUUGAUUAUCUGUUGCUGUGCUCCUUGAACCUGAUAUAAGAUUUUCUCUAA
Prunus avium (sweet cherry) is the source of this 877-nucleotide messenger RNA. The record is from RefSeq and is a predicted model, not a curated record. Lineage: Eukaryota; Viridiplantae; Streptophyta; Magnoliopsida; Rosales; Rosaceae.